AUGCCGUCCACACACCCAUCACUGCCCAAUGAGCAUAUAGACGUGCUCGAGGUAAACGAGGCCUUUGAAGAAGUCGACGGAUGUUUCAAGUUUACAGGCACACUCGUUGUGUACAGAACUGGUGACGGCUUGCACCAUGCGGUUUCGAAAGCUCGCUACUCGCCCCCCUCGGAGGUUAAAUUCGAACAUCUCAACAACCAUAUCCCCAUCCCCAUCUCCGCCUACAGCCCUUUGUUCCCGCCCGGUUUUACACAUGCACCCAAUCCCCUGCCAGAGAACUGUCACAUCAAAAAGCCCCAGCUGAUAUCCUACGAUCGAAUCCGCCAAGGAUCCCAGCCGAAUCAUAUCGCGGACUCCAUUCUCCUCGAAGCUUCAGUCUGCGAGGUUCUCAAGCAGCAUCCGCACCCCAACAUUGCCACUUACCUUGGAUGCAAGGUUUCAGAUGGGAGAAUAGCUGGUCUUUGUUUUGCGCGAUACCAUCGUACCCUAAUGGAAGAAGUAAACCCCCGCGGUCUUAUGAAGAGAAAGUUCAGAUCAGACUGUCAGAGAAGCAGGGACUACAACAGUGUGCUGGCCGGGAUCGAGAGCGGUAUCAAGCAUCUUCAUGCCUUGGGAUUGGUUCACAACGAUAUCAACCCAAGCAACAUCAUGUUGGACGGUAACAAGGCAGUCAUCAUUGAUUUCGGCUCUUGUAGGCGGAUAGGAGCGAGUCUGGAAGGUGCUGGUCGCACUUACGAGUGGUACGAUGAGCGAGUCAAAACCGCGUUUCCGCAGAAUGACCUCGACGCAUUGGAGGAGAUUCGUAUCUGGUUAGGCGACAAUUCCACGCCGUUCAAGAACAAGUUCAAAACAAGAGACAAGGUUGAAUAG
Chaetomium strumarium is the source of this 870-nucleotide messenger RNA. RefSeq lists its product as uncharacterized. Gene Ontology annotation, molecular function: protein serine/threonine kinase activity; RNA endonuclease activity; ATP binding. The record is from RefSeq and is a predicted model, not a curated record. The transcript has 2 exons. Bases 1 to 870 code for a protein of 289 amino acids. Gene Ontology annotation, biological process: protein phosphorylation; endoplasmic reticulum unfolded protein response. NCBI's taxonomy places the organism in Eukaryota, Fungi, Ascomycota, Sordariomycetes, Sordariales, Chaetomiaceae.